Aedes aegypti (yellow fever mosquito) is the source of this 1510-nucleotide messenger RNA. RefSeq names its product zinc finger protein ZXDC-like. The record is from RefSeq and is a predicted model, not a curated record. Bases 1 to 1344 code for a protein of 447 amino acids. Gene Ontology annotation, biological process: regulation of transcription by RNA polymerase II. Gene Ontology annotation, molecular function: DNA-binding transcription factor activity, RNA polymerase II-specific; RNA polymerase II transcription regulatory region sequence-specific DNA binding. Lineage: Eukaryota; Metazoa; Arthropoda; Insecta; Diptera; Culicidae. Gene Ontology annotation, cellular component: nucleus. The transcript has 3 exons.
AUGCUUAAUGCAUUCGAUGAGAAGUCGGCAGAAGCUGGUGCGGCAAUCGAUUUGGCCGCUAUUUCCGGAGAGGAAAUUCAGUUGACGGUGCCCUCGGCUUCCGUUGGGACGACCGCUGGCCAGGUGCGGAAUCCAUUGGAUGGGGCGCGAUUCAAGUGCAAGUUUUGUCCGACCUUCACAACAACGGCGGAAGAUUUCAUCAAACAUUUCAUUAUGCACUUCGGUCGGAAUCGGAUAUCGUAUAAGCAGAUGUCCCAGGAGGAAGCUCGUGCUCUGCCGAAUGCUUGCGAGAAGUUCGUUUGUGGGAUUUGUGCUCGGUGCUUCGAAACGAGGGAUGAUGUUAAGGACCACAUGAUCAAGGAUCAUGGAUUUAAGGAGGCAAAGCCGAAGGAACCAGCGGAAGCACCCCCGGCACCUGUCCCCGUUCCUUCGGUGGGAGUUAAACGUAAAUUGGACGAUGAUUUUGUCGAUUCGCAGAAGCUUCAAUUGAGCGGCGAUUCGUCGAGUUCAUCGGAGGAAGGAACAGAGAAUAAGAAAUUGUCCUCGGCCAAAACUUCUGUGGCCGUAGUUCCUCAAUCAACGGUGGCGGGAACUUCAGUGACGGUUCCUGCAGCAGCAGCUGUUAUCAAUCCCAGUGCCCCAUCGUCAGUAGUCUGUGAUAGUGAAACACCAAAUCUUCCCUCGACAACUCAACCUGCAGCAGCUGGAGUUCAACCUCAUCCGGUUUCCAACGCUGCGAGUUCUAGUGCAGUAGCUCCAGCGCCCACACCUCAGCUUCCCAAGCCAGCCGAGGGAGAGGAUGCCGAAUUGAACGAGUAUCUUCAACCGAUGACGCUCAAAACGCUAAAACUCCGACUGCUAGCCGGACUGAAGCUGAAAUGUCCCCAAAAAGGUUGCGUCUACAAGUUCGAAACCCGAGCCAAACGAGACAUUCAUUUGAAAUGUCACAAUGUGGAACCAGCGCUGAUUGGACCCGGUGGACCAGUGCCCGGAACUGCAGCAACUGGAACCUCGGCGAAAGAGGAAAAGAAGGACAACUUCAAGUGCUACCAGUGCGGCGUUGAGUUUCCCCGGUGGAGAGAGUGUUGUCAGCAUCUGUGGAAGCAGCAUCAAAUCGACGUCAAUAUGCUCAAGUGUCCCGUUUGCGAUGUGCGGUUCGAGUUUGCCGUGAAAGUCUAUCGACAUCUUCAGACGCAUCGCCCGGUAAAAGCAUAUAGUUGCACGUCUUGUGGAAAGUCAUUUGCAACCCAUUCGCAGCUUUUUGGUCCACGAGUCUCUCCACAAGAAGCAACAAAUGCAACGUGCCAAGCUGAAAGCAGCUGCUUCGAAAGAGGCCGGAACUGACGCGGAAGGCAAAGCGGUUGAGGCCGACAACGAAGGCAACGGAGACGAUGAGGCCGAAGAGGAAGCAAAUGCCGAUGGGGAAGGCAAACCGAAAGCGGAAAAGUUACCAUGGUAUGCCGAGCGGAAGUGCGACAUCUGUGGGCACAUGUUUGGGACGUCGAAAAUU